GUGAGUGAGUGCAGGGCAGCAGGCUAAAAAAAUCUCUUCUCCUAAUCAAUAAUAAUAAUAAUAACAAUAAUAAUAAAAAUACAUUUUAUUUAUUUAUUUUUUUAGUUUGUUUCUUUUUACAGAGGAACAGUGUAAAUUUCUUAUAUUCAAACCUUGGGAAGAUUCCCAGAACUGCCACAAGGAAAAUCAGUUCUCUCCACCUCCCUCUUCCUUUACUCUCCUCCUCUGCCUUACCCAUCAUUUUCAACACAUCCAUGAGUGUGACCAACUCCUCUGCCUAUCGAUCGGAGCGUAGUUUCCACCAGACAUCAUCCUCAACUUCGCCCUCUGGUAACCCAUACAUGGAGAAGAGCAGGGGAUUGUUCACUGAGGACUUUGGCUCCUUCAUGAGGCCUGGGAGCGACACUUUGGGUUUUUCCAGUGGAACUGGAAAUAUCAAAACUCUUGAUGAUUCCUACCAGUUCACAGUUGAUGUGCAAGACUUCUCUCCUGAAGAUGUCAUUGUCACCACAUCCAACAACCAAAUAGAAGUUCGUGCAGAAAAGUUAGCCCAGGAUGGUUCAGUGAUGAACGCUUUCACCCAUAAGUGCCAACUACCCGAGGAUGUGGACCCCACCUCAGUGACAUCAUCACUGGGUGCCGACGGGACCCUAACAGUCCGGGCGCGGAGGCACCCAGCCAAAACCGAGCUCACACAGACCUUCCGUACCGAGAUCAAAAUCUAGAGAGGAACUAACUCCCUCAAAAUGCUUUCUCUUCUUGUGUUUUUCAAGUUCCCCAAUUUCUCAUCAUCACUGCCAUCAUUCUACUUCACACACUAUUCCAUACAAAUGACACAUCCACCUUUUAAUGACAGCAAAAAUGUCUGUACUUUUAAUUUAUAUCUGAGUUAGUCCAGACUACACAGAAACAAUGAGUCAUAUCUGCACAUAAAGACACACACACACAUAAUUAGCUCACUACUUCACUCCUGUCCUAACAGUUUUCAAACAGAUCACUCAAAAUAUUGUGGUUACUCAUUAACAAUAAUUUAUUGUAUAUUAUUGCUUGUGUGAAUAAACUGACAUUAAACAUGA
Melanotaenia boesemani (Boeseman's rainbowfish) is the source of this 1076-nucleotide messenger RNA. RefSeq names its product heat shock protein family, member 7 (cardiovascular) (gene hspb7). Gene Ontology annotation, biological process: heart development. The coding region runs from base 255 to 725 and encodes 156 amino acids. NCBI's taxonomy places the organism in Eukaryota, Metazoa, Chordata, Actinopteri, Atheriniformes, Melanotaeniidae. Gene Ontology annotation, cellular component: nucleus; cytoplasm. The transcript is spliced from 3 exons. The record is from RefSeq and is a predicted model, not a curated record.